GUUAAAUACGCCAUCAGCUGCUGCAGCUUCAACCUGAUCCGUCGUCCACUCCGUCGGUCAAAAUGUCCGCCAAGAUGCUGUCCGUCGCCGUCCUCCUGGUCUCCGUGUGCGUCUGCUUCGUCUCGUUUGCAGGCGCCAUACCCUCAGGUCGCCACCCGGGCGGGAAGAGUCGAAUGUGCUGCGUGGAGGUGAGCAGAGCCAACGUGAGCAGCAGCGUGACUGACAACAAGUACCACGAGCAGCCUGCCAAAGAUCCCUGCGUGCACGCCAUCAUCCUCACCACCACAAAUAGAAGAAAGGUUUGUGCUGAUCCCACGGCCAAAUGGGUCCAGACACUCAUCGCCAACAUGACGAAGGUGUGAAGCAUCGCUGUGUGACCACAGCGAACGUCAGCAACGUGCACAUACGCACAUAUGUUUUACUGUAAUAAUCUCUCUGAACGCAUUUACCUGAGCUUAAACAUUUAUAUAUUCUAAAAGUGCAUUAUCAAGCAUAAAUAUAUGUUAUGUAUCCAAAUAAAGCAGGUGUUUUUUAUAAAGUUAUUUGAAGAAUGUUCAUGAAUAAAAUGAUUCUCCUUUUGCCUUUUAA
Stegastes partitus (bicolor damselfish) is the source of this 588-nucleotide messenger RNA. RefSeq names its product C-C motif chemokine 18-like. Lineage: Eukaryota; Metazoa; Chordata; Actinopteri; Pomacentridae. Gene Ontology annotation, molecular function: chemokine activity. Gene Ontology annotation, cellular component: extracellular region. The transcript is spliced from 4 exons. Gene Ontology annotation, biological process: immune response. The coding region runs from base 63 to 362 and encodes 99 amino acids. The record is from RefSeq and is a predicted model, not a curated record.